UUUAAUGAAUUAAAUAAACAUACAAAUCAGAUAGAAAAUGAAGAUACUGGACAACAAAAAGAUUCACAAAUUGUAAAAAAGAAAGACUCAGCAAUAAAAAGUUUUUUUUCUUCAAAUAGACAGCAGAAUAAAUCUAAUAAACAAACCAAAUUUGACAAAUAUCUUCUACUUCCUAGAAUAGAUCAAACAAAAAAAAAUGAUCCAUUAUAUUGGUGGAAGCAACAAAAAUCCAAUUUUUCAAUUCUUUGCAUACUUGCAAAAAAGUACCUUGCAAUUUUCAUUUCUUCAGUUUUUUCAGAACACUUAUUUUCAGAUGCAGGUAAUCAUGUAAUUCCCAAAAGAAAUUGA
Molecule: messenger RNA, 348 nt
Organism: Cetraspora pellucida
Lineage: Eukaryota; Fungi; Glomeromycota; Glomeromycetes; Diversisporales; Gigasporaceae
Source: the annotation of a GenBank genome assembly